Messenger RNA from Hippocampus comes (tiger tail seahorse), 4003 nucleotides. RefSeq names its product centrosomal protein 85 (gene cep85). Gene Ontology annotation, cellular component: centrosome. NCBI's taxonomy places the organism in Eukaryota, Metazoa, Chordata, Actinopteri, Syngnathiformes, Syngnathidae. The transcript has 14 exons. The record is from RefSeq and is a predicted model, not a curated record. The coding region runs from base 153 to 2531 and encodes 792 amino acids.
GUUUGCCUUGUGUGCCUUCAGCGCGCCGCAGUUGGGCUCAGUGUUGGAACAACUGCCGUCGCAGCGGUUGUUUGAGAUUCAGUUGUCGAGCUCACACUGAGAUUUGUAACUAUUUACAUCGAUGAGGAGCGAAAGGUGACGCCGUGUAUGGAAUGACAACCUCACAGAGAUACUCUGCAUCCAAACCAGCUGCGAGGUUUGCUGACAUGGCGUGGCAAACGCCAACCUUGUCCGAGAAAUUCCAGAAUCGCCUGGGCCUCCGGCCUGAAACAUCAGCCAGUGGGGACACUGGCCUUGGCACAUCAGCGUCUGACAGCACAGAAGAUUUCUGCAGCUCCGGGAGCAGCCCCUCUUUCCAGCCCAUUCGCAGUCAGAUCCCGAUACCAACGGCACAUGUCAUGCCAUCCACAGCCGGAGCCCUGGCCUCUAAGCCCCAGGCAAGCGUCCAGGAAGAAUCCAGAUCUUCCUCUACCUCCAGAACAUCAAGUGGCUCCACCUCCAAAUCGUCCUGCCUCUCCAAAUCAGCAUCUUCACCCAACCUGGAUGCUCAGCCCGCUAUGGGAAGCGAGAGUGUUGGGCCAAAGCCAGACUGCCUGAGCCGCUAUCGAAGCCUGGUCAAUGGGCUGGACCACUCGCUUUUCCCCACGGAUCACACACGAAUGGAUGAGGGCCAGAGGUUUGACACGCCUGCCGUGGAACCUACCCUGAACCAGUCAGCCUUGUUGGGGGGCUUAUGUCCUGAUGUCAGACUGCGAUUACAGACUGCAGGGAUUAGAGACAACUCAGACUUUGCAUCUGAGGUUUACAGAGGAGGCGCGGAUCAAAACUACAAAGUUCUCCCGGAGGCCAGGUCUGGAGUUUCCCUUCCCGGAGUUUCCAUCGCCAACGACCCUUCCAAUCCCAGGUCCAGCCAGCCUGCCGGUGUUUAUGCGAGCCCACUUAGCCUGCAGACACAGGCUCUGUUGAGGGAACAUGCGGGAACCAAAGCGUACGAUCCAGUACGCCAGGACCGUUGUGGCGAAAUACUUGGCUGGCCGCAGCAGCAGCAGCAACAACAACAAAAGCAACAGAUGGAUAGCCUACGCAUGCAAGUGGAACAAAUGCAGUUGAGCGCCGGGGUGGGCCAGUACCCGUCCUUGUACCCAACAGCCGUGCACCCGGAGUCUGGCAAGUGGGACGCUCUGGUGAAAGCCAGUGAAGGUCUGCUGAAGGAGAAGGAGCUUAUAAUAGAGCGACAAAGGCAGCAUAUGACUCAGUUGGAGCAGCGUCUGAGGGAAAGUGAGCUGCAUGUCCACGGAGCCUUCUUGGGCCGAGGCGCUCCCUUCGGUGAUGUGUGUUUGCUUCGGCUGCAGGAAGCUCAGAGGGAGAACGCGUUCCUGAGGGCACAAUUUGCUGAGCGCACAGACUGCGCUGCCAUCGAGAAGGCGGAGGCUGAGCGCAGGCUGGGUGCAGUGGAGGCUGAGACGCGCCGACUGACUGACAGCCUGAAGGAGACAUGCGAGAAGCAUACAGAGGAGAUGAAGAAACAGGAAGACAGGAUUAAGUGUCGAGACAAGCAUAUCAGCAACCUGAAAAAGAAGUGUCAGAAGGAGUCGGAGUUAAAACGAGAGAAUCAGCAGCGCAUCGAGACUCUGGAACGCUAUCUGGCCGACCUGCCAACCAUAGAGGACUACCAGAGCCAGAACAAAGUGCUUCAGGAGGCCGAGCAGCAGGCAGCUCGGCUUCAAGAGAAAGUAAAAGAACUGGAGGCCUCCUUAGAGACAACACGCUCACAACUUGAAGAAAAGGACACACAGCUGGAGGAGCAGAAACGAAGGGAGAGGGAUCUGCUGACCACCAUUACUGAUAUGCAGCAGCGAGUGCAACAGGGCCUUGAAGAUGGAGCCCGGCUGCCUUCUCUGGACAUCGACAAGCUCAGAGGAGAGAAUAAUAGUUUAAGAGAGGAGCAGCAAAAACUCAAGAAGGUUAUUGAGAAACAACAUAGGAUGAUGGAGCAACUUCGUUCCCAGAUUCAGGCUUUGGAGGUGCAGAUAUCCCAGGAAGAGAACGCUUCCCAAGCUCUGAGAGAGGAUGUGUUGGCCAAAGAGCAAAACAUGGAUGAGCUCCACAUGGCCAUGAAAGAGCUCUCUUCCCAAAACCAGGAACUGAUGGAGCAGAACCUGACCCUGCAGGAGCAGAUUGGUGAGUCAGAGCAGAAGAGCACCAACGAGGCCUCCUCAAGUCUGCAGGCGACUGGGGCCCGCCUGACACAGAGGCUCCACAAGGAGCUUUCUUCUUGCCUCUGUGACUUGCGCUCCCUGUGCAGCAUUUUGACCCAAAGGGCUCAGGGACAAGACCCCAACCUCUCACUGCUGCUCGGACUCAUGGCACCCGUAGCAAUGGCGGAGCAUGAUGAGGAUUGGCUAAGUCCAGAGGUGCUACACAAGAAGCUGCUGGAAGCACAACAGCUUCGUCGUGAUGUGGAGGAGUUGCGUAACCUAAUACUGGAUCGCUACGCACAAGACAUGGGCGAAAACUGCAUCACCCAAUAGCUUUGCCCCGUUUCACCUCAGGAGCAUUACUAACAGGCUGGACUUUCAAGCCUAGUUACUGAAUGUCAGCACACGGAGCAGGUUUUAAUUUCUUGGAAUGCGGACAAAAGCAAGCCGAAAUGAUUUGGCUUCGUUUGACUGACUGUACUCUACUUCUACAGCCUGCCUGUAGAACAGUCUUCCUAUCCUACUGUUGUUCAGCAAUUUCAGUCCAAGGGCUAACAGAAAAUAACUUGCCUCUAAUACUUGAUUCUAUUGAAAAUGCUUUUUUAUUUUAAUGUGAUAUACGAUCAUUUACCAAAUAGUCUUAAACCUUUUUCACAUAAGUGGAUAGAGCCAUGUCUGUAAAAGUCCCAGAAAUAUAAUUUAUUGAGCUCUAGAUUUCCCUCUUUUGGGGAAAAGAUUCAAGAAGCGGUUGACAAUCAACUGGAACUAUGUUUUGUCAUGGAGAUGUUGCCACUAUACCGUUAUUUAAAAUGGUGACGAGUGAAACAUCUGCUGUGUUGUGAGCUAGAAGACAUAUACCAAACCAGCAUUUUAAACCAUCGGGCCUUCGUCUGUUCAAACUACCAAAGAAAGCUGGUCGAGACAGUCGUGCAAAGUUGGAAUCUUUUCAGCCCCCCGCCAAUCCCUUUACAACCCCUCCGUCCACCGCUGCUGUAGACUGGAUUCUCACUGAACACCAUUGGGUGCCUUUCUUUCGCGUUUGAGGUUAUGCCUUUCAUUCAUUUUAGACCAAGCUCACAACUCACUCUUCUAGUAUGACAUUUCUCCCCGAGCAUCAGUCACUAGGAUGAUAGUCCACACAUUCCCUGACUCUGAAUGUAGCAGAUGAUGUAGGAUGUUUGCUCUCUGUUAGACGUGUGCUGUUAUAUAUUAGUCCAUGUACAUUUUGAGGUUGAUGAUGGCUUUCUUACUCGUUAGGUAAAUAUAUAAGUGAGAAACAAUAUUGACCUUCAGUAUUAAUUUAUUAUCUGGACAGUGUGUGAACAAGUUGUGGGCCUCCUAAUAUGUUGCUGUAAUGAUUCGCUUGAUGUUAAUGUGCAAAGGUUCCAUGAAGUGUGUUAGUUUUGUUUUCAUAUUAUGACUAGACAUGUUCCGAAUUUGAGUGGAUGUUGGUUAAGACAUAUUAAAAGGGACAUGUUUUCAUUAAGUGUGACGAGCAUAGGGCUGGCUGGAUCACCCCGAAGUGUACUCAUGGCGUUUUUUUAAUGGAUUUUUACUAGUUUUGGAAUAAAACGAGCCAUUAUAAAGACGAAAGGGACUGAAAAGCUUAUCAUACACAUUUAUGCAAUAACUAUCCAGGACACAAGCCAUUUCAUGGGACCUAUUAACCUUAAGAUGCACAAAAUUGAGAGUCAGGCUCUGCAUGCCUUAACAUCUCAAGUUUUUCAAAAGGGAUAAUCGUUUAUAUGGUCAUACCUUUUGUCCUUUGUAUUGCCCUAUUUUAGAAAUAAAGAUGUUCAAUUUUG